AUCGAUGAGGGAUCGAUACCCGUUGAUCUGGAAUAUACUUGCAAUAAAUUUGGCAUUAAAAUCGCAUCCACGACGGGGAGAUCAAUCUAACAAAUACAGGAGAAAAAAGUCGAAGAUUUUAUUAAAAUCGUUUCAUUCCAGCGUCUAAGAAUAUUGUACUGUUCUACUUACUGGUUGCAUUUCACGUUGCUCUGUGAUGUGAAUACUAUUUUAAUUAUUGUUACUUUUUUACCACCGCAAAGGAAAAUUUAUUGAACCAAAAUAGUUUGAUAUGAACUCCGGAUCGAUGAAGAUGGAGGGAUUAUUUUUUAAUUGUAUUCGACAUUGUGUUAACAGUGGUAUCCAUACUUCAGUUCUGCCAAUUAUUGUGGUGAUCUCGCUCUUAGUUUGCAAGAUCGAAUCUGCAUCAAUCUCUGAACAGGCUGUCAAACAUUAUUUAGAAGAGUUUGGUUACCUGACGAGUACAUCAAUCGAAACUGCGACCUCUGAAGUGAAAUUUACAAAUGCUCUCCAUAAAUUCCAAAAGUUUUCUGGAUUACCCGAUACAGGCGAGGAGGACACGGUGACGAUGACCAAAAUAUUAGAGCCUCGAUGUGGUAAUAGUGAUAUAGACGACCAAGAUAUGACGUCAUCAAUGGGAAGGAUACGACGAAAGCGAUUUGUCAUCAUACGUCCAUGGGCUAAGAAUGAUUUAACAUAUAAAAUCUCAAUCUAUACCACGAAACUACCUGCGGGUAUAGUCAACUCUGAAGUGGCUAGGGCGUUCAAGUUAUGGUCUGACGUUGCCCUACUCACGUUCACUCAGAUCUAUAGUGGCGAUGCUGAUAUCGAUAUAUCGUUUCAUACUGGUAGCCAUAAUGAUGAUCGUCCGUUUGAUGGUCCUGGGAGGGUACUAGGGCACGCAUUCCCGCCAAGUGUUACAACAUCCAGGCCAGAUCUCAUUGGUCAUAUUCAUCUUGACGAAGAAGAAAACUGGACAGCCAAUUCACGAUCAGGAAAGAAUCUUUGGUUGACAGUGGCCCAUGAGAUAGGUCAUGCUAUUGGACUGGGUCAUUCUCAGGUGUUGUCAGCCCUCAUGUAUCCUUGGUACCGGACCUUUGAUCAAGACUUUACCCUCGAUCAAGACGACAUCAGAGGGAUUCAAUUUCUCUAUGGUGCACGACCGGGAACUGAGCUGGUUUCUCCGACAAACUCUCCUCAAGGACCAAACAACCCUAAUAUACCAGACCUCUGCAGCUUGUAUACUGAUACCAUAACAUUCACAGCCAGGGGAAACAUGUAUGCCUUUAAAGAUGGCUUUUAUUGGAUGUUGGAGAAGGGUCAGCUGGUCCCUGGAUUUCCAAAACUGAUCUCGGGACACUGGCCGGGACUUCAAAGCAACCUCUCCGCUUCCCUCUCAAUGAAAAAUCCUAGGGUAUGGGGGGCUGAUGUGGGCAAGACUUACUUCUUUAAGACUAUAUCAGGAAGUGUUGCCGUGUGGAAGUACAGUGCUGAAAACACUUUAGAACCUGGUUAUCCCAAAGCGUUUGAGAAUGUAUUCUCUGAUUUCGGGUCGAGUCGACCGAUUAUCUCGGUACAGGGUGUGGCAGAAAUAAGCGGGAAUGGCGAAACCAUUUUCAUCAUGGACAACCAAAUCUACCUAUACGGUUGGGAGAAGGUGUUCCGAGGACCAUACACCAUCACUGACAUCUUCCCUAACCUAUACGGCAAGGUUGCUUCUGUGAUCCAAGGAGCUGAUAAUUAUCUGUAUUUCUUCAUGGAGAAUGGUUUAUAUUAUCAGGUGUCACCUUGGACAUUCAACCUCAGUACAUACUUCCCUAGACUUGUUGUCCAAGACUGGUUCAGUUGUAAUGAGUGAGAAUCUUCUAGAAAUUACCGUUGCGCAUACGGGAGUCUUUUUAUUAUGAAGGAAACAUCUGAAACAUUUGUCCGUACUCGGGCCAUUUCUUAUUUUUAUUUUAAUAAUAAUAAUAAUAAUAAUAGAUGCUUAUAUAGCGCAUAAUAUUCUACAGAAUCUCUAUGCGCUUUACAAAGGAGGUAUAAGUCUAAUACAGGUAUACUUAGAAUAAAAUACAUAAAUACUAAAUGAAAGAUUAACAAAACAUUGCAACAUACCUAUCCUAAACCAAAUAAUCUAACAUGAGAACAAGUAUGUUUUUAAAGAUUUAAGAAAGGUGGAAGUACAUGUGAUGGCCCUCAGAUUAUUAGGCAGUUUAUUCCAUAGUACAGGUGCUGCUAACUGAAAGGCACGAUCACCAAACGAACAUGUUUUAGAUGUUGGUACAGUUAAUAAAUUCUGGCUAGAAGAACGGAGAUUCCUUUGAAGGACAUAUUCAGUAAUCAGAUUAUAUAGGUACAAUGGGGACUUACUAACUAAUGUUUUAUGACAUAUCGCUAUUAUCUUGAAAACAAUCCUCUUCUGUACAGGCAACCAAUGCAAGUGCGACAACAA
This is a messenger RNA of Lytechinus variegatus (green sea urchin), 2452 nucleotides long. RefSeq names its product interstitial collagenase-like. Gene Ontology annotation, biological process: proteolysis; collagen catabolic process; extracellular matrix organization. Gene Ontology annotation, molecular function: zinc ion binding; metalloendopeptidase activity. The record is from RefSeq and is a predicted model, not a curated record. Lineage: Eukaryota; Metazoa; Echinodermata; Echinoidea; Temnopleuroida; Toxopneustidae. Bases 272 to 1858 code for a protein of 528 amino acids. Gene Ontology annotation, cellular component: extracellular matrix. The transcript is spliced from 9 exons.